Molecule: messenger RNA, 2040 nt
Organism: Daldinia childiae
Lineage: Eukaryota; Fungi; Ascomycota; Sordariomycetes; Xylariales; Hypoxylaceae
Product: putative m6 family metalloprotease domain-containing protein
Exons: 1
Coding region: 1-2040 (679 amino acids)
Biological process (GO): proteolysis
Molecular function (GO): peptidase activity
Source: RefSeq, a predicted model, not a curated record
AUGCAACUUAAGAAAGCUGGUAAAUGCCACCAGGCGGUCUCUAUGACCGUCUUGGUCAGCGCUGUUCUGUCGGGUCAUACCUGGGCUGCGCCGUAUACUCCACAGAGCGAUCCGUUCAAGGUGUUGGAUCCGCAGAAUUGGGUAAAUCCCGAUAACAUGACCUGGGCAGACUACAAAACACCUCCGGGAACGUCCUGGUCUGAUCCAAGCCGUAAAGGCUCCGUUCGGAACUUCAACAUUGCCCUCGUGGCCGUUGACUACCCGGACGAAGCCUUCGUUAUUACGCAAGCGCCAAACUCGACUGUUUUCGGCAACCCGCAGCCAAUUGUAUCUGGUCUCAACCGUACGGAGGUCCCGGCCUUUUAUCGCGAUUUUCUAAACAAGCCUAGCGAUCUCAAUCACAAUCACACUCUCCAUGAGUAUUGGAUGGAGGAUUCGGGUGGGCGAUUUGGAGUAGAUUUGACAGCUUUUGGUGCUUAUCAACUACCUAGCCGUUCAUAUCAGUACGGUGUUGAUGAUGAGCGCGGCGGGUUCAACGAGGGUGCUUGUCCAUCUGAAGGGCCGUGUUCCAUAGACCUGCGAACAGACGCUCUAGGAGCAUGGCGCGCCGACGUGGGUAACGACACCGCCGAUUCCUUUGAGCUAGUCUUUAUUCUCUCGGCUGGUCAGGAUGAGUCUUCCACAUGGCAAGAGUUUGGCGAGAUGAAAUUUCUCACCCCCGAGGACGUGCCGGACGAGUUCGGGCCUCCGGGUAAUGACAGUCUACCCAAUUAUGCCGCAACAAGAUACGUUAGCUGGACAUCUUGGCAGGCAGCGAGCGUAAUCUGGCCAAAUGCGGGCGGCGGCUCAUCCACGCAGGGAGAAAGCUCGGGCAUGUCUACUUACGCUCACGAAUUAACUCACUUGCUAGGUAUCGGUGAUAAUUAUAACAACCCGUACGGCGACCCCCCGCGUCGCGCUUACACGGGCCCUUGGUCGAUGUUAUCUCGAGGUAGCUUUAAUGGUCCGGGUGGUCCGCACACGCGAUGGCAAAUUCCAGCAACUCUUGGCGGAAGCUUGGGCUCCCUUCAUACCGUUUCAGAUAAGCUGCGCAUUAAUCUAGCUGACAACUCGAGCGUGCUUACAGUCUCGCGUGAGGCUUUAUCCAGCUCUGGACCCGUAGUCGCUGAAAUCACCGCAAGAUGCAUCAAUCCAGGAGAAGGAGAAUUGUUAGGUCUACACGUCGUUCUGGGCAAGGAUCUUUCCCCAUUCUGUAACGUCAGCACCGAUGCUCUUUGCGAUGGUGGCGGUUACAAUAACUACGAUAUCGAAGUGAUUGACAGAAUGGGUGCCGAUUCGUUUACCCCUGACUCGGGAGUUAUGAUCAGUAAGACUAAAGAUGUUGAUAAUGCUCCUUUCCAGUGGACGAUCGAUGCCAACCCGCAGGACAUCGAUGUCAUUGAUUUCUACCGACCCGAUGGCACAGCCUCAAAGUUGACUAUUGGCGACUAUCGCCAAUUAGCCGAUGCGUUAUUCCAUGCAGGUACGCGAUCAGGAAGUGAGUAUGAAUACACGGACGAAGCGAAUCGGCUGCAUUUCUAUAUCCUUGACAUCCGUCGCGACGACGUUGGCAUCCUUCAUUACACUGUGGGUGUACGAUCGCUUGACGGUAGCGGGUCUAGCACUUACAGCGUAGAUUUAAGUGAGGGACAAAUUGCAGAGGGGCCAAAAGCUAGGGCCAGCGUUAAUAAGGGGAUAACAUGCGCGUUCAGCUUAACCAAUUCCGGUACAUACGUGGAUGGUAACGCGACGCAUCCUCAAGAUCUAUCCGCAUAUCUGAACUCAGAUAUCUAUCGACUCAGCGCUGAGGUAGAUAGCGAAGGGUGGCGAGUCGAGGUGCCAAACGCGCUGACAACUGCUAAAUUUGGCUCAUCGAGUACAGUUAAUGUGGCUGUUGGUGCUGCUGCAGAGGCCGCGGAUAGUGCAGUUGUUAGAUUAACAGCUACUUCUGAGUCCGACCCUACCAUCUCCAUCACCAAGGAAUGCCAGGUCAAGAAGUGA